Messenger RNA from Arabidopsis thaliana (thale cress), 1480 nucleotides. It is a transcript of the gene AGL20, whose product is annotated as AGAMOUS-like 20. NCBI's taxonomy places the organism in Eukaryota, Viridiplantae, Streptophyta, Magnoliopsida, Brassicales, Brassicaceae. The transcript is spliced from 7 exons. The coding region runs from base 453 to 929 and encodes 158 amino acids. Gene Ontology annotation, molecular function: DNA-binding transcription factor activity; DNA binding; protein dimerization activity. The record is from RefSeq and is marked reviewed. Gene Ontology annotation, biological process: regulation of DNA-templated transcription; regulation of developmental process; positive regulation of transcription by RNA polymerase II. Gene Ontology annotation, cellular component: cytoplasm; nucleus.
UGACUAUUUAGCUCCUCCCUCUUUCUUUCUCUUAUUUUAUUAUCUUUCUCCAAGAAAUAAAAUAGAAAAGAAAAUAUAUAUGGUUUCACAAACACCAUUACCAUAACUACAACGAGAAGAGGAUCUUUUUUAAGGAGAAAAGCAGAGAGAGAAGAGACGAGUGUGUGAAGUUUUUUUGUCUUUUGUUUCUUUUAUUACACACAAAUAGAUGAAACGAGGAAAGCUACUUCUUUUGCUACUUCCAUAAAAAGGUUCUUCCUUUCGCAGAGAAUCAACUUUGAUCAUCUUCUUCCUUCUCUUUCUUUCUUCUUCUCCCUCCAGUAAUGCUUAUAUAGUCUCCUCCUAUAUCUCUACCUAUACAUACACAAACCCUUUAUCCUCGAAAGCUUCCUCCUGGUUAGGUUUUUAUCAAACCCUUUUAGCCAAUCGGGAAAUUAACUAAAGAAGAAGAUAUGGUGAGGGGCAAAACUCAGAUGAAGAGAAUAGAGAAUGCAACAAGCAGACAAGUGACUUUCUCCAAAAGAAGGAAUGGUUUGUUGAAGAAAGCCUUUGAGCUCUCAGUGCUUUGUGAUGCUGAAGUUUCUCUUAUCAUCUUCUCUCCUAAAGGCAAACUUUAUGAAUUCGCCAGCUCCAAUAUGCAAGAUACCAUAGAUCGUUAUCUGAGGCAUACUAAGGAUCGAGUCAGCACCAAACCGGUUUCUGAAGAAAAUAUGCAGCAUUUGAAAUAUGAAGCAGCAAACAUGAUGAAGAAAAUUGAACAACUCGAAGCUUCUAAACGUAAACUCUUGGGAGAAGGCAUAGGAACAUGCUCAAUCGAGGAGCUGCAACAGAUUGAGCAACAGCUUGAGAAAAGUGUCAAAUGUAUUCGAGCAAGAAAGACUCAAGUGUUUAAGGAACAAAUUGAGCAGCUCAAGCAAAAGGUAAAGUAGUUUUUAUGAGUGUAUAUAAACAGAUAUAAGUAUGUAUGCAAAUUGUGUAAUAUUCCAAGUAAGUAAGCCUCUUGUGCUUGCUUUUUACAAAUUGGAAUCUAAAACUUUUGCAGGAGAAAGCUCUAGCUGCAGAAAACGAGAAGCUCUCUGAAAAGUGGGGAUCUCAUGAAAGCGAAGUUUGGUCAAAUAAGAAUCAAGAAAGUACUGGAAGAGGUGAUGAAGAGAGUAGCCCAAGUUCUGAAGUAGAGACGCAAUUGUUCAUUGGGUUACCUUGUUCUUCAAGAAAGUGAUCUCCACUCAACAAAAAAAACAAAAAAACAAACUAAGUAAAAACAGGUUUAGCAGUACUGAGAGUGUAUAAGGACAAGUAACAAAACUCUAAAGCUGCUUCUCUCUUGUUGUCUUAUUUCUCUCUCACUCUCUCUCUCUCAGUCACUUCUUUAAUGAUUCUGAACUGCUUGUGUUAUGUAUCUAUGUUCUUACACUUGCCUCUCUAGAAUGUAAUUUUGAUUAUGUUUUGUUUUCAUGUAUCAAUUUAGCUUUCUUCCCUC